This is a messenger RNA of Dendronephthya gigantea, 733 nucleotides long. RefSeq names its product putative lipoyltransferase 2, mitochondrial. The transcript has 2 exons. Gene Ontology annotation, molecular function: lipoyl(octanoyl) transferase activity. NCBI's taxonomy places the organism in Eukaryota, Metazoa, Cnidaria, Anthozoa, Malacalcyonacea, Nephtheidae. Bases 3 to 716 code for a protein of 237 amino acids. Gene Ontology annotation, biological process: protein lipoylation. Gene Ontology annotation, cellular component: mitochondrion. The record is from RefSeq and is a predicted model, not a curated record.
AUAUGGCGGACAAAGUGCGAAGGUCUGUCAUUUUGUACAAAAAUCUUGGACGGAUAAAUUACAAAGAGGGUUUAGCAACUAUGAAAAACCUCACUAAACUGCAUAUGAAGUCAACGGAGAGUAAAUUACAAGCACCCAACACGUUAUUAAUUUGCGAACAUUUCCCAGUAUAUACCACUGGAAUUCGAGACAAAAGUGUCAAAGAUAUAGACUAUCUAGAGAGACUUGGUGCGGAAUUCCAGUAUACAGACCGCGGUGGACUAAUAACAUUUCACGGCCCAGGACAAUUGAUGUGUUACCCCAUCUUAAACUUGGAACAUUUCACCAAAAAUGUACAGUGUUAUAAUAAGCAGUUGGAGGAAGUUGGUAUUAGAACAUGCAAGAAAUUUGGCGUCGUUGCAAAAAGAACUGCUGAUCCCGGUGUUUGGGUUGAUGAUAGUAAAAUUGCUGCAAUUGGGUUCCAUGUCAGUCGAUGGGUAACCUCUCAUGGUUUAGCUUUGAACUGUAAUGUUGAUCUUAGUUGGUUUGACCAUAUUGUCCCAUGUGGUUUAGUUGGAAAAGGUGUUACCUCACUCUCUGUGGAGACUUGGAAAAAUAUCAGUGUUGAACAAGCUACUACUCCUUUCAUAGAAUCAUUUCAGGAAGUGUUUAAUUGUGAGAUAACACAAGUUGACUCACAUCAUGAAACAGAAAUGAAAAAUUGUGAAAAAUUUUAAAUUAUUGAAUUAAACUU